AGUGGAGAAGAAGACUUCCCUGGCUAUGGAGGUACAGGGUGAAGCGUCCCAUCCCAGUCUUAGCCUGUGACCCUCCGGAGAAGUCUCAGAGAAGAUUGAAGAGGAUCAGAAAGGGGAGAGAGGGAGGAACCGACAGGACGGACUCACCUGUGGCUAUGGUUGUCCUCCACCUUCACUUCUUUAGUGCUGCAUCUAGAAGGCCCCUGUGUUUGUUGCAGUUGGUCUUGGACUUCUUCCGGGAGUAUGGCUAUGGCGGAUUGAGGUGAGAGAGGCAUAGUAGAGAUUGCGUUGUCCUUUGAGCGGGGAUGUUCCGCUACAGUGGUAGACUGGUAGUCACAACCGAGGAGAGAGAGGUGAGGUUCUUUCGGUGCUGCCAAUAACGGGAAAUGCUCAGGACAUCAUUCCUGUUCAUCCAUUCAUUCAUUGCUUUAAUUGAUUAUGAGGAGCGGUAGGGGAGAAGAGAUGACAGAAGGAAGAAGUGAGGGGGAAGACGUUGGUUGAACUCGUGUAACUUAGAUUAUUCUUUUCAUUCUGCUCCGCUCUUUAUCUCUCUCCACUUGUUUUGAGAUUCUGCAAGUCUUGCAUGUUCUCGCAAUUUGAGUUUUGCAUUAUGGAUGUGGCAGGAUCAUACCCGUGACCGUAUAGACACACAAAGAGAGAGAGAGAGAGAGAGAGAGAGAGAGAGAGAGAGAGAGAGAGAGAGAGAGNAGAGAGAGAGAGAGAGAGAGAGAGAGAGAGAGAGAGAGAGAGAGAGAGAGAGAGAGAGAGAGAGAGAUCAUUGUCAUGGGUUCCGCAAUGCAUUGGGAAGGUGGCAGGAUUGAGAUCGGCAGACCGCCUGACGACGAUGUGUCAGUGACGACCGGGAUCUCGACACCUAUGGGCACCUCGCCCUCUCCGGGCAGCCUCACACCUGUACCGGGAUUUGCCCAGGGGGACUUCGAUGACAAAACUGCUUACACUCUGACAUUUCAGAACCUGACGUACAAGGUGACCGUGAAGAAAGGCAGCGGCCCUGGAGGCAAGUCACAGAAGGACUUGUUGAAGAGCAUCAAUGGAGAGGCUCGCCCUGGGGAGAUCUUGGCCAUUGUGGGUCCGUCGGGAGCGGGGAAAUCCACACUCCUGGACGCGCUUGCUGGUCGCAUCACGGCCACAAGCCUAGAGGGCGUCAUUCUGGCCAACGGGAAACCCAUGGACAGCAAGCAGUUCCGCAAGCUCUCGGGUUACGUUAUGCAAGAUGAUGCCCUGUUUCCGCAUCUCACAGUGAAAGAGACGUUGAUGUUCAGCGCUCGUCUCCGGCUUCCUGGUGACAUGCCGAUGCACGUCAAAGCCGCGCGCGUCGACAUGCUUAUCGCGAUGUUGGGCCUACGUGAAUGCGCACACACCCGGAUAGGCAACGAGCAAGUCCGCGGUGUAUCGGGGGGCCAGAAGAGGCGGGUCUCCAUCGGUGUGGAUCUGAUCCAUGACCCCGCCGUUCUGUUCCUGGACGAGCCCACCUCUGGACUCGACAGCACCUCCUCGCUGAACGUGGUCCAGAACUUGUACCAGAUUGCGACCACUCGCCGGCGCACCAUCUUGUUGACCAUUCACCAGCCUAGCUUUCGCAUCCUGGAGCUUAUCCACAACCUCAUGAUCUUGGCACGUGGCUCCUUGGUGUACAGCGGUAGUUACCCCGACCUGUCGCUCUUUCUGACCGACUACGGCAGACGCGUCCCCGACCAUGUCAAUGUGCUGGAGUUCGCUCUGGACGUGAUCGAGGAGCUGCAGGAGUCGCCGCACGGUGUCCCUUCCCUUGCUCACUUCCACUCUACCAGAUCCAAGCUGCAGCAGCCCCCUUCCUUGGCUGGGCUGAGCAAUAUCGGACAGCUGGCAGACGAUGCAGACUACGCCACAGGUCCAUUGCUGGAGACGUGGACUCUCUGCCACCGCAACGUCGUCAACGUCGCUCGCACUCCGGAGUUGUUCGUGUCCGGGCUAGGACUGAUGCUGGUCAGGGGACUGGUCCUGGGUUCGCUUUUCUACGACGUGGAAAACGACAAGAGGGGUACCUUGGACAGGAGCUCCUUCGUUGCCUUCACUUGUGCCCUUACGCUGUUUGGCACCAUCGACGCUCUGCCCAUUUUCUUGCUGGAAAGGAACAUCUUCAUGCGCGAGACGAGCCGAGGAGCCUAUCGCACUUCUUCCUACGCCGUUGCCAACGGCGUGGUUUUCCUCCCCUUCUGGUUCAUCCAGGCCUUGCUGUUUACCCUGGCUUCUUACUUCUUGGUCGGUCUUUCUCUUGAUCCCUCUGCCUUUUUCCAAUUCACCACCAUCAUGUUUCUCACCGUCACCGUCGGCAACACGUUCGUCACAUUCUUGAGCUCUCUGGUGCCCGACUUCAUCGUCGGCAACACCGCCAUCUCUGCGGUCACCGCUUUCAUGUUCCUCUUCUCCGGCUUCUUCAUUCCUAAGGCUAACAUUCCUCACUACUGGAUCUGGCUGCACUACAUCUCGAUGUUCAAGUACCCGAUAGAAUCGCUGCAGAAGAACGAAUACCAGCACAUAGACCACUGGCAAGCCGGGAUCUCCGGAAGCGACGUCGCCCGCCAACUGGGUCUUGGGGAUGUGAGCAUCAGAGUCAACAUUGCCGUUAUGGUAGGGAUGGUGGUUGUCUAUAGGGUACUCUUCUAUGCUGGUCUUCGAUGGAGGAGCUCCUAUACGCGAAAGUAACUGCUAUACGACGGCGGCUGUUCUUGGGGAAAGGUGGCUGCUGCUGCAGCUCAGUGGAAUAGUGGCGAAGGAGACUGCUAUACGACGGCGGCUGUUCUUGGGGAAAGGUGGCUGCUGCUGCAGCUCAGUGGAAUAGUGGCGAAGGAGUUAUUGAUGACGGGUGAUGAAGAUGAAGAAGAAGAAGAUGAUGAUGAUGAUGAUGAUGAUGGUGAUAGCCGUUGCCCCUUGACGACACUAUGGGGGUACAUUCAAAGUGCAGUGCAAGAAGCAGAACUCGUCCUCGACAACCACUUCAAGCAAAUGCUAUGGACACAUCUACGUCAAGUGCCCGAUUUGCAAAUUGUAUGCGCAUCAAAGAUUGCAGGGUCGACCCCAACGGCCCUUGGAGCAAGAAUAGGAGGGCAGCUACCCGACAGCGCCUCUUUGGCUGGAGGGACAGAUGGAAUUGGAGCAGGUGGGCUUGGAGAUGGGGUGUUCAAAUCACAAUCUUCGGGUGGAACAAAAGCUGCAGCCCUGAAAUCCCGGACCUUCAGUGUUGUGAUGUAUGCCAUUCCAGCUGACCAUCCCAGUAUCGAGAACGUCCAGGGUGCAGAAAGUGUGGGUGUUGUAGGUGUUCGUGUGGUUGCCCCAAAGACCAUGAGAGAUGCUGCAAUGGGAAUCUAUGAAAUGGACAAGUCCGAGUACUCCUUAACGGACAUUCAAUAUGGCACCCUCGAGCGCCUUGCAAAGGCUAGGCGGCAAGGGGUGCUACAGAAUUUAUUGGCAAAGGAGUUCAAUAUGAACAAUAACAAUUAUUUCUAUGUUGUCCGGCGACUUGAGGCGCUAGGGCUCGCGGUGAGGCGGCCAACACUCAUUCGGGAUAGCAAGGUCAAGGGGAAAGCAGUCACUACGAACACUGUGUAUCUCUCCCGAUAUGCACAAGAAGUGAUGCUCGACCCUAACCAACGGUUGGAAAUGCUGAUUGACAUGACCGGAAGGUCCGGUAUGGAAGAUCCACUUGGAGGUGAAGACCUGGCGGGGAAAGCAGCUGUUGCGGAUGACGUGCCAGCAUUGCGAAUGAUAUGUGAAAAGCUGGAAGAAGUCGAUGGGAAGGUGCUUGUUGAAGCAGAGCUUAAGGUGAAUCUAGGCUAUCGACUGGCAUCUGGACAUCGAGCCUGGAGACGUUUGAAGAAACGGCUUGAAGAUGCAGGGGUCAUCCAGGUCUUCCCAGCACAAGUGGAUGAGAAGGUGGUCAAUUGUGUACGGCUCUUGAAGAAAUUUUCUAUGGAUGCUCUCAGGCCAGGGGAUGAAGAUGGUGAAGGCGACAUGCAACGAGGAAUGCGGCAGGGAGAAGUUUCGGAGUUGUUGGCGGAGAUUCCUCUGGAAAAUCAAAUUUAUGAUAUGGUCAAUGAUGCUGGCCCUGCUGGACUACUGGUGACAGAGCUUUUCAAGCGUUUGGGACUGGACAACAAGCGAAACUAUUUCCGGGUGAGUGCGCUUCUUGCUAGUGGUGACCUUCUUUGUGAGUCAGAGAACGUGAAGAGGCAGACACUCUACCGGCUGAAGACAGCAGAAUUUGCACAAUUACAUGCUGCCCAAAAGGCCUUGGGAGAAGAGAUCAGCAGAGGAGGCAUGCUGCCAUUGGAUAAUAACGCUAAUGUGGCUGCUAUCACCAUGCCAACCUCUUGUUCUGCUUCAAUUGUCAGCAGGACACCAUCGACGCCACAGGUGACCCAUGAUAUGCUUUGUAGUCCGCAGAGGAAUGCACUCUCAACAAAUGGUCACCCAUACUGCAAGGAAGGCAACUAUUCAGGAUCUGGGUUCCUAGCCUUGUCAUCAGUGGGGGGUAAUACACAGCGAGCAGCAGUUGAAUUGAAUGCACAAGGGUUCCCUGGAUUGGACAUUAUCCAGGAUGGAGCUUCUUGCACUCCGCAGAGCAUAAACUAUCUUGGAAGAAUUGGUGCUCAGGGGAAUGCGCUCCGAGAUUCUGGCUUGAGCGAUCUGAACAAUGGUGCUGGCCAGCAGCAGGAGGUUGAACAACAUCCCGUCAAUAUCGGUGAGGGUAUGUGCACAAGGAAGAGAGGAAGACAUGGGUGGGAGUCUGAGAUUUCUGGAGACGCAGAUGGAACUGAGUCGACCAUGUCAAAGGCAGCGGAAGGGUCUGGACAUGGUAGAUACGGGAAACAAGGAGCAAUACGUGGAGUGGGAAGAGGUGGGAGGGGCAGAGGAAGGCAAAGAGGAGGUAGGGGCCGAGGGGCCAAACAAGAUUCUCUUCCGGGCAUUGGUGGAGCUGAUGAUUGCUCCAGGAGUGUGGUCGUCGACCUUCAUUCAGCGCAACCAAUGUCGAUGACAUCGCUUGUGUUAUCUGGUGUCAUGUCGAGUCCACUAGAUGUUCCUGAUCCUUCUGCCUUGCAAGUUGUGCCUGCCACCUCACCUGCUGGAAAUCAUAUUCCAAUUACAGCAUCAGCAUGGCAGGAUUUCCAAACACUAUCCGCAACACAGCCAAGUCCUAAGAGACAACAGCUGCAAAAGAGCGGUCAGCCAGGCUCAGCAUUAGUUGCCUCUGAAUCCUCAUUGACGCCAACAAUGAUGGGGGCGACCCAUGGAUCUGUUUCUCUUCUGGAGAAUUCAGUGGAUCCUGCUCUUACGCAAAACUUCCAGCCACCGCAUUCGAUCCAAUCUUUCCCUCCUCCCACACAAGACCCUCAAAGAGCUGGUGGGUUGGUUAUGCCCUGCCCUCCUGCCUCUCCUUCCUCAGGUCAUGUGAUAAGUGGGAAGUCAAUCGGUGACAUUCGUGAUGAUUCCUCCAUGUACAUGGAAGGCCGAAGGGAGGGUCAAAUGGUAGAGUUGCCACCACUGCUGCUAUCAAAUCCUCAGCCUGCAUCUCUUCAACAGCAGAUUCAGCCAGCACUUGUGCAGUCAUCCUCUGGUCAGGUGGUCACUGCACAUGAGAUGCCACUUAGUAAGCAAGUGAAGGAAAGGUCUACAAGGUCAGGGCCGUACUAUCUCGGGGCAGUGUUUGGUUCUCAGAGUAUGCUGCGAGAGGAACGGGUCAUGAAAAGACUGAAGGAGGAACGCUUCAUCAUUCGCUGGGAUCUUCACCGCUGGAUUCAAGAAGUGGAAGGCCGAGUGGAUGGAAUGCUUGACCGGCGAACUGUCCUUCGCCUCUUGGCACGCAUGCAGAGCGAAGGGAAGCUUAGAACCAUUGUUGUCGGGAUGCCUGGCGUGACGAAUGGUGGGAGAAUGAGGAUGACAGCAGUAGUUGUUGACGCUGAAAUUGAGGUCAGUGACAGCCUCUUAGCAGAGAUGCAUGCACGCAUUCGACAACUCGAGCUUGGUAACAGAGCUGGAUGUGGAAAGAAGAAUGCUGCAGCAGUUGCUGCUGCUGCAAAGGAGGCAUAUGGGGGUCCUCUCCCAGUUCUUACUGGUGUGACAAGGAUGUCUGGCCCACGGCUCGUUGAAAAGCCAAAAGAGACCUUACAUACAGGAGAUGAGAAUCUAGACAUGUAUACAACUAUGCAGAGGAAUGGAUAUGUCCCCGCGAAGAUGAUCCGCGUGCGCAUGCUCCACACCUUCCUCUGGGAGUAUGUGAGAGAAAAGAAAGGACACAAGGGAAGGAAAGCAGGUCCGAAUGGGACGAGUUCUGGAGAGAAAGUGAGUGCUGCUAUAAAUGUCAUGAACCCGGCGGUUUGCGGAGUAGGGGAAGGCACUCCUCCAGACGACACCUAUGGUUUGGGAAGUGAUUGGGCCCGCUGGUCCCGUCGUGGACUUGGGGCCAUGAUCCAGAGCAGCUAUUGGUUCGAUCCCCCUGGGAAAAAGGAGUUAAGCCCAGAUGAUGACGAGUGGGGAUUCUGUAUGAAAGAUGUGUUGAUGGCAAUGCCUCUUGAACUGUUUCUUCAAGUUAUAGGAAAUGCGGAAAAAAUUGAUAGGUUGCUGGAGAAAUGUAAAAAGCGGGUGCUUUUGGGAGAUCUCAGCUGGCAGGAGAGGGAACAGCUCCUGGUAACAAACGCAAGAAAUCGUAUCUCUCAGCUUCUUAACGUUAUGACCCGGCUUAAGCUUCUCCGGCUUGCAUCUACACGGAUUGAUGACACAAGCUACUGGCAAGAGAUUGAAGAGAUGCAGGAACAACAGAGGAAGCAGCUUGAGGCGGGGUGGCGGAAAAAGAAAUUGAAUUUUGCAAUUCGAAUAACAUCAUCGCUUCCUGAAGCGUCCCUUAUGUAUGUCCUUGAACAACAUGUGGUCAUUGAAGAGCCUGCUCCACCAGUGCCCCCAGUCUAUGAAUCAAUGGACUAUGAACCUGCAGAGGAUGCCACACUCCCUAGGAGCCGGCACGAGUUUGACUUGAGGGAAAGAGAAGGGUUGACCAGCUAUUGGCGGCUAUUAGAGUAUUUCUACUCCAGAGCGGAUCCUAUUACUGCUAGUCGGGCUUUCCCUGGCACAGUCACACCGGAGGUGUAUGCAAUGCGUACAUGGACAAGCGUCCGUGUGAUGACAAUUGAGCAGCGUCUUGAGCUUCUGAGGCGUCUGGGAACAAGGAGGACAAGUGCAGAUGAGUGCGCCGAGAUUGCAGAGCAGCUUGGUCUAACUCUUGAACAGGUUCUACGGGUGUCAUAUGAAAAGAACAGAGUGCGGCUGCAGGCAUUGGAUGAUGCAGGCAUUAUGCUAAUGCCUGCACGACCGACAAGGAGUAGGAGCCGGAAAGUAGUUGCUAGUGAUGAUGGCAGCAGCGUACGACUCAAGUCUAUGGAAGACCUGCAGAGAAAGCGAAAAGCAGCAGCUGCAGCACUAUUAUCAGAGGAAAGAUCCCAUGCAAAGGCCUUCCGAAGAGAGAAGCAGGCCAGACAAGCAUCAGCUUCCGUUUUGGGAGACACUGUGGUGCCAAUACUAGAGGUUGGCAGACCGGAUGGCGGGGAUGCACGUAAAUUUGGAGCACAUGGAGAGCAAAUUCAAAAAGGCGGAAAGGACGAUGUUGAACCUGAUGAUGAGGAGAGUGAGGAAGAUGGGGAGGAGGAGCCAUGGGGUGAUUACGUCACGGAUCCGGCAGUGUUUGUUCCCUUCCGUGCCAAGCGGUUCCGAUGGACGGAUGAGGAGGACCGCAUUCUAGUCACUGUCUAUGCCAAAAGGAGGGCAGUCUAUGGCCCUCGCGCAAAGAUGGAGUGGUAUUCGAUGCCUGGGCUUCCUGCUUUACCAAAGAACUGUCAGCGGCGUAUGGCCACUUUGCGUCGCGACCCACGUUUCAGGUGUGCCCUUGCUCGCUUGGUUACGACCUUCACCGAGCGACGCAAUUUGGAGCUUUCUAGGAGAAAGGUUCAGUGGAGGAAGACUGUUGCAGAGGGGGAAGGCAGUGGACUCACGCAAGCUAACGUAUCGGGCAUGGUUGCACCCUCAGUGUCUGAUCUUUUCGCCCUUGACAAGGGAAUCAACAGGGUCAGGGAUGAGCAACAACAAAGGCGGACAGGUUCAGAAGCUGUGAAUGGAGGGAACCGGGGAGAGGUUGAAAACCGCCCCCAAGGAAAUGGGAUGUGGGAUUGGGAUGAUCCAGAUGACCCAAUUCUGUCAGCGGCUGUUGAUGAGGUUGUGAGGGCCAAGAAUGAUGACCGUCUGUGCUUAUCAGCUGGCUGCAUGAAGAGGUCUGAGGCGAAGGGUGGGCUUCGGCAUCAACAUCAUGUGGGAGGAGGGGGAUGGGAUCCGUCAGAAUUUCAGGGGCAAGGUCAAACUGUUAACUGCAGUCUCCUGAGCAACCAUGUGGGGACAGAGUUGGAGGAAAGUAUGCUUACAGAUGGAGGACGAAUUGGAGCAGCUUCAGAUGACGGUGAGAGAGGGGCACCUGGAAGUGUGCUAGGAGGAGCAAAACAGCUGUCUCUCACUUAUCCUGACAGUACAACUGACAAUGCUGAUGCUGCCGAUAAAUCUGGUGGACGAACAAUCAUAUCCAGAAAACCAAGGAGCCUGAAGAGUGACCCAUUCUUGAGAUACUACAAUACGGAGGGUGAUCAUCGACAGCUGGAGGAAGCACGCCGAUCCCUUGCAGUUGCAAAUGCUCUCGAGCUCAUCAAGAUGAUUUUGUUAGUCCGCAUGGAGGGCUGGGUCCCUGAUCUCAUGGCCACGGUAUUGCGGAGGUACAAGGAGGCUGAGGUUGCAUCAGCAUUCAAGCUUUUGCGAAGCUGGGGCUACGUGGUUACUGGGAAGAAUGGACGACCUUUCCAAGUCUCGGCGAAGUUCUCAGAAGGGUGCUUGUGGUCUCCAUUUCCGGCGAAUACAGCCCAGGAGGUCAGGCUGUUAAGAAAGCAGAUUGGAAACGUGCUUUCAUCCGCCAAACAGACUGCUGAUUGGCACCCUCUCCCAGGUGACCCCUCCUGUGGUGAUGCUUUGUACACAUUAGCAUUGGCUGAGGCUGGGCAAAUUGAGAUUGCACCGGUGUUUCCGGGUGAUGGGUCGCUUGGCGAGAUUGGAGAGGAGGUUGUUGGGAAGAGGGCAAAGCCACGCAAGUUCAAGGAUGAGCUUGACAUUGGAUGGCUCAACGGCCGUCGGAUCAGGGGCUUUCCACGAUUGGUAGUUCAUUACCGUCCCGUAUGUUUGCCAAUGCCUGUUUCCAUGGAUGUCUAUUCAAAACUUAAGGAAGCUGACAAGAGCAGAGAGGGUGAGGGAGAAGGAAGCAUGAUCCAGAAUGAUGCUGCCGCACACCUUAGAGAUGGAGAGAUGAUUACAGGGAGAGUGGAAACAGGAGAAAAUGUCUGCGCCAAUAGAGUGUGGAAGGCAUCCGGUAAUGUACACCUCGGAGAAGCAGCAGCUAAUCAAUGUCAGGGUGCAGGAGUGCUGACGGUGCCAGAUAAGAACUCAGAAGAUGAAGCAAGGAUAGCGGGGUCAGAUGUAGUAGAUCACGGUCGUACGGUCGAGUCAAGAGAGCGGAGAACUUCCAGCGAUAAUGGGAGCAAUGGGACCGUACAUCGGCAAGCCAGGAUGGGUGAAGGGGCCGUGAUGCGGGUUCCUGGAAGCAGUGGAGGGGCUGUUGGUGGUGACCUUGCAUUCUGUAUUCAAGUAUGCUGUAAAGCCAGUAGUGAACCGGAGGCUGCGUGUGGAAAUGACGGUGACGAGGAUGAAGACCAGGAGUUACUCGAUGAACGCAUCAUGAAGAGUAUCUUCCGUAUUAUCAAGCAUGCCGGUGAAGAGGGCAUACAAGUUGCAGAUUUGCUUUCUGAAUUCAACCGACGAGGUAGAAGCGGCAGAGCUGGAGCAACAGAAGAUGCGGGGGAAACUGAAGAAGAUCUUGUUGAGAGUGGAAGCAAGCCUCCACUUUUGAAGAACUGCCUUGAGAAAUAUCUCCAGGCUCUGGUGGCCUUCGGUGUCAUAAGAAAGGUUAAUGGCUUUGAUCACUCAAGAUUUGUGGCAGCGCAGUACACUGGACGGUUCUUCAUGACAGUUCCUCGCCAUCAGCAACAAGCAAGAGUUAAAUCAAAAGCACCUCAGCCAGUUUGUCCGCCUCCACCGCCACCUCCUCCUCCCGCUCCACCUGCUCCAUCUGCUCCUCCACAACCACCAGUAGUUCCACCUUCCUCAGCAGCUAUGCAAGGUUUGGAUCAAGCCUCACAACAGGUGCGGCAGCUGCAACUGAUGCAUUCCGAUUUUCAGUCGUCUUCAGAAGCUUCUCAUGCACAGAUACUGUCCAUGCAGCUCAGUUGUUCACAGUCUCCAUCAUCACAACGAACCCCUGUUUGUCAACCUCACAUGUCCCGCUCAUAUCCGUCCUCCGUGCAACAAAUUUCCAUGGGCCAAGAAGCAACCACGUACCAGCCUUCUGGUUUUCAAAGUUCUUUACUUUCACAGCCAGGGUCUCUUGUCUCUGCCUCUCAGACCCCAGGCCAACUAUAUGGCAUUACAUAUCAGAGUGUGGAUGAGCGAAGGCUAGAAACCGGUGCCCGCGCAGCAGAAAUGGGUCUUGCGGACUUUGGGAGAUGUGAAGUCCGCCAUGCGGCAGGGUUUUCUAGUUGUGAAGGUUACCGAGAUGAUGGUAGGAGCCAGUGGCUCGGCGAUAAUAUGAAUAUCCGUGGAGUUGGGGGGAGAGUGGAGGAUGGGAGACGGAGGGCAGUCAAUGGCGAGAAUGUUUGUGUUGAGAACAACAGCUUCCUCAGGCAGAGGGACAAAGGGACUCCUAUGUUCGGUGCAUGCCAAGCUGGCAGAGGAACAGGUGAAAUGGACAGAUUAGCGAUGGAUUUUGGUGCAGAGAGAGGCAGGGGCAGCUUCCUAGGAGCAAACGAGGGUGCUAGAGCAAUAGAGAUUGAAUGGCAAAGGCAACAGAGUGUUGUGGAAUCAGGCAGAUAUGUCUGUGAGGAGAGGGCACAUCCAAGUGGUGAGGCAUCUAUGGGUAUGAUGACAGGGGUUGCAAGGGACAAUAUCAGUGGGAUGGGACCGAGGUGGGGUUUGGGCUUAGGGCUUGGUCGAGGUUUCGAUGCCAACGCUGGUGGUUACCAGAUGGAUCAAUCCUUUGGAACCGGCAAUGACAUGCUUGGGAACAUUGCCCCUAGUAUCGGUUUGGGCCCAUUAGGAGGUGUGAUGACAGGAGUUAUUUCGGGUGGCAACAUGCCUGUCGGCCUCUCAGGAAUCGAUCCAAGAAUGGCUGGGGGUGAGAUGUCUGGUGGAAUGGCAGGGAACUCCAUACCUGGCAGCAUGUUGUCUGGUGGCAUUUCAGGUGGACUUGUGCCAGGUGGUCUUUUGGCAGGGGAUCUAAUGCAGAGAAGAAUCCAGGGAGGUGUUUUGGGAGGGUGUCUGGCAGAGAAUGAAGGCGUUGGCAAUGGAUCAGGUUUCAAAGGGCCUCCUGGGAUGCCAGACGGAAUGACAGGAGGCCCUGGUAUGCCAGGAGGAGGAGCUCCGGGGGGAGAAAUGGAGGACAGGGUAAUGGCAGGCCUGGGGGUGCAGGAGGCAGGGAUGGGCGGAAGGUUGUCUUGGGGGGGAAUGGGGGCCACAAAUGGUGUGGGCAUGGCAAGCAGAGUGGGAAGCGAAGGCAUGUCAGGGGCUGUGCUGCAUGGAUCGAUAGAGAACACCUCAAUGGUCGCCGGAAUCAUCGGUGGGGAAAUGUCCAGAGGAUUGCCAACAGGGAUGGAAGGGACCAUCGUGCCACCAAUGGCGGACCGGGACAACAGAGGACUUGUUGGAGGACUAAGAGAAGCAAUUCCUGGUGGAUUUGUCAGCAUGAUGGAAGAUAUCACUGGUGAUGUCGGUACUGCAGGGCUGAGGUCAGGGUUGCUAGGAACUCCAGGUGAUGAAGGCAUUACCAGCAGCAAUGCUCUUGAGGUGCCUGCAGUUGCCCCUGCACCUGCCCCUUCGUCCACCUCCGUCGUGCAAUCAGCUGAGAUGACAAGCAAUGACCAUGAGCAAACUGGUGUGAUUGGGAAGGGAGGGGGGAGGGAUGACUGCAGAAUGCAAGAGAGGAAAAAAGAGAGCAAAAUCAUAGAGAAGGAGGAUGGUGUCUCCAUUGUUCCCAUAAGGCCAUGGGUGACAUCCGAUGGAGGUGUGAAUGAGACUUUCAUGAAGGGCCUCAUUCGUCGACUUCUGGGGCUGGUCAUGCAAAAUCCAGGCAUCUCUGAGGAAAAUGUGAUUUCAGCCAUGGAAGUCCUAAAUCCCCAGACUUGCAAAGAUCUUCUCCACAGCCUGGUGGCUGAUGGGCGGCUACACGUGAAAACAGCAGUCACACCUGGCAGGGCAGUUAUCGUCCCCCGGCUGCUUCGCAGCAUGUGGAAAACAACCGAUCACUCGCGGAGUGUCAAAAAGGGAUUGUCACGGCAUUACUUUGCCAGUCCUGCUGCAGCAGAAUGGCUAUAGCAAAACGAGCUUGAGGUUUCAGUCCGGUAGUUGACCAGCGGAACUAGUUCUUCUUCUUGCAGCUCUGUGAGCGGAUCAUCAUACUAUCAUGGCAUCCACUUUGCCAAUCGGGCCCCCGGCAGAGUGGAAUGGCUGUAAGACAGCUUGAGAUUGCAGCCGACGAGUCGACGGAUGGAGCGACUAGUUCUUCCUGAAGAAUUGAGGAAGAGCCUGAGAGUGUGGUCCUAGUCGGUGCCUUCUGUAAAGGUUCAGCCGAUUUCACACCUGUCAAUGGGUGGGCAGUUGACAAGGGGAGGGCGUUCGUGGGAUUUUAGCAGCCUGUGGCACAGGUGUCAGCUACUAGCUAGUGUUGGCGGGCUGAUGGGGGAGAACGGGGGAGAGAGGGAAAAAGUAGGGAUAACCGAGGGUAGUCCUGCAAGUUACAGUUUGAUUUGAUUCAAAUUUGAGAGCCGUUGCGGUGACAAAGCAGGCAGGCAUUGCUGUGGGCCAGGCCAUGGGACGUGAUGGUAUGGAAGGAGCGGAACGUCAUGUGGUAGGGGGGCCGUGGGAUCGUCAUGCGAUGUGGUACUACGGGUCAUGAAUCACAAAGCGGAAAUGGGUUUGGAAGGCUCUGCCAAUGCCUGCCAUUGAGUUUGUUUGAGUGCAAUUGUAGGCGAAAGCCAGGCAUUCUUGUGGGUGUAGACCAGGUGAUCGGGCUUGAUAUGGAACAUGAUGUGUAAUGGGAUUGAGUGACUCACGGAGUAGAAACAGGGCUGGGGCGCGGGGAACUUGGUGUGAAAUGGGGCACGGAAUACUGAAUAUGGAAGUGGAGAUGCGUGUCGGAAGGUUUGAACACGAGAUUUUUUCGCAGAGGAGGCAUCAUUGGGUUCAUCGCAGCUUUAUAACAGGCAAUGGAGCAGCCUGCGGAACAUGAUGUCCGGAACAACAGGGCAUGGAAGACAAGUGCGAAGGUUCGAACCAGCGGUUAUAAAGCUUCGGUAUGAGGUGCAGCAGGGCAUGAAAGACGGUGGAAACGCGUCUUGGAAGGGGUUCAAGCCAGCAGUCACAGGGCAGUUGUUGUUGUUGCGGAGAGGUUUGGGAACAUGAUGUAGACCAGGGCAUGGAAGUCAAAUGCGAAGGUUCAAACCAGCGUUGAUAAAGCUUCGGUAUGAUGUGGACCAGGGGGGCAUGAAAGAAGGUGGAAACGCAUCUCGGAGAGAGUCCGAACAAGCAGUUACAAAGCAGUUGUUGUUGCGGACAGGUUUGGGAACACGAUGUGAAACAGGGCAUGGAAUACUGAGUGGAGAUCGGGAUUGGAAGGGAGCGGGGUAGCUGGAAUGUGUUUCAACCAGCAGUUAACAAAGCAGUUGUUGUUGGGGAGAGGUUUUCGAACACGAUGUGAAACAGGGCAUGGAAUACGGAGUGGAGAUCGGCACUGUAAGGUGGCGGUGUAGGUGGAAAGGGCAUAUUUUUUCAGAAGCUUGGCUGGCUCAGGAGAGGAGGGUUUUGUUAGUAGGGUCCAAGCGACGCCAGAGCUGCAGGAGGUGAGUGCAUUCUCAGCGUUGUCAGCGGCUGGCACAGCCUGGCAGUGUCCUAAGAAAAAUGCUUGGGUGUCGACUCUACAGUGGUCCUAAGUUUCCAGGCUUGUCUUUCCGUGAGUGAGUGAGAAUUCUAGGAUAGCGCUUGAUGACAUGUAGAAUACGAAAGUGUAUCUUCAGCACUGAGGAGGAUGAUCACUGCCCUUUGGGGUGGGGAAAGGCCACAUUGUAUGAUUUUGAUUGAAAUGAAACCCAUUCCUUUUU
Molecule: messenger RNA, 14282 nt
Organism: Chara braunii
Lineage: Eukaryota; Viridiplantae; Streptophyta; Charophyceae; Charales; Characeae
Source: the annotation of a GenBank genome assembly